This is a messenger RNA of Aspergillus uvarum CBS 121591, 1713 nucleotides long. Its product is annotated as putative C2H2 finger domain protein. Bases 1 to 1713 code for a protein of 570 amino acids. The record is from RefSeq and is a predicted model, not a curated record. Gene Ontology annotation, biological process: regulation of transcription by RNA polymerase II. Gene Ontology annotation, molecular function: chromatin insulator sequence binding. Lineage: Eukaryota; Fungi; Ascomycota; Eurotiomycetes; Eurotiales; Aspergillaceae. Gene Ontology annotation, cellular component: chromosome. The transcript has 4 exons.
AUGUCCGCUCAUCCAGGUCACCAGGCAGGUCCCUCCAAGGUGAUCAGCGCCAGCGCCAGCGCAAGCCGCCACGGUGCCACUCGCUCAGGAGCAGCCCCCCUCAAUGCAGGCCGUGUUACUACGGGACCUUCUCGCACAGGAGCCCCUGAUGAUGGCCGUCCCAUCAAAGGUGGCCCUCGGGCUGGCCCUGCUCCUGUAGUGAAAUCUGGUGGAAAGCCCAGUCCCUCGGUCACAGCAAAACCCGGUGCAAAGUCCAAUGGUACAAAACCCUUGAAUCUCCGUCGCUUCGUCCCAGAACCCUCUCGCGCAAAGCCUCCUGCUGCAGGACCAACCAGCGCAAUAGGUCGCCCAGCUGCAGGCUCUACCACCAGAGGCCGUGAUCCCACCAGUCGUCCCAUCGCCGAGCCUGCCUGCACACAACCUCCUACCACCCAACCUUCUGCCAAAGUCGGAACUGCAGGAAUACCCUCAAGCACAAAACCUCUCGAGCCCACCAGAGUCUCCUGCACGUACGCCAAGUGCGGCAAGCACUUCCCCAGCAAACGAGACAUGGACAUUCACAAGAUCACCGAGCACGAGUACUGCGAGCGGUGCGACGAAGAUUUCCCGGAUGAAGAACGCUUGCUUCUCCACAAGAUCACCAGCGUCAAGCACAUCGUGUGCCCCGUCUGCGGCCUGGAAUUCCACAGCUCGGGUGGCCGGGACGUCCACAUUCGUCAGAACCAUCGAGCAGAACAGACCAUCAAAUGUCGCGGCUGCACCAUCACCUUCAAAUCCGCCAGCGCCCUGAUGCAGCACAUCGAGAGCAACGGAUGCCGCAGAAUCCCACGGGAGCGCCUGCUCCAGCAGCAGGAAACCCGCUCGAUGAUCGCCGAGAUCCUGGACGGCGACCGGCCUAUCCGGCCCGAGGAUAUCGACAACGACGACGGCGGUGUCAUGCUGGAUGGGACUCCGCUGAAGUCUCCCGUCAGCCCCAAAAGAAGUCCGAAGAACAAAACGCCCGACGCGAGAUCGCCCACCAGCACCUCCCCCAGCCCUAGUGCAGGAAUGGCGGCGAUGGACUCUCUCUGCCCGCGGCAUCAGCCACAGAAGCAGCAAGGUAUGCCCUCCUCGCCCUUGAGCAUGGCAGAGAAGAGCAUGGCGACCGCGAUGUCGCGACUCUCGCUGAACGAGGCCGACGCCGACGCCAGCGACAGUGCGCUCGUCCCGCUCCCCACAGCCACCGAGCUCGAACACGACCAGACAAUGCAGUGGAGCCUGUUCGGCAAGCCGGUCGCCUCGGCCGGCGAGAUCCUCCAGAUGAUUACCCCGGGCUGGGACUCGAGCAAGUUCCUGAACAUGUGCCGUACGCGCUACGUCUGUCACUGCCGCGUGAGCUACAAGCGGGUGGAGGAUUUCGAGACGCAUAUCAUCGAGGAGAUGCGCGAUAAGAAACCAUUGGGAUGCCCCAGAUGCUUCCGCAACUUCAAACGCUCGUCGGACCUAGUCGCACACAUGGAGACCGGGAGCAAUCGCUGCAGCGUGGCCUCCGGGUCCGCCUACCAUCAGGUUCUGGAUCAGUUAACCGGCGGGGUGGUCCGCGUCGCCGGCACGCUCCAGGACGGCACUAUCAAGUAUGAAGCCGGCAACGUGGAACCGCUGUACGAGCCGGACGACGAGACCACUCUUGCUGGGAUCGAUACGAGCUACACAUUCAGAAACCCCGUCUGGUGA